This is a messenger RNA of Marchantia polymorpha subsp. ruderalis, 3188 nucleotides long. The record is from the annotation of a GenBank genome assembly. NCBI's taxonomy places the organism in Eukaryota, Viridiplantae, Streptophyta, Marchantiopsida, Marchantiales, Marchantiaceae.
UGGAGAAAAAUGCCGGUUCCUAGAGUAGGAGAUGAUAUGUCGGUGGAUGGGCCGGACAAUGCUGUACUCACCGCGGCCCAAGAAAAAGAGAUUGUCAGGGAGCUCACUGAAGCUGCGGAAGGACAAGUGCGAGAAGGAGAUACUUUCUAUCUCAUUUCAUACAGAUGGUGGAGGUUAUGGCUAGACUAUGUGGAUCCGACAGACCUAUCAAGUAGCGAGGGUGGUGAGGCCCUGACUACGUUCACACCCGGGUCUUUUGGACCAUUCUCUAAGAGGCCCUCUAGUAUUGAAAAUUCAGAUUUGGUUCUUGAUGCUCCUUCCUCUGAGGAUAAAAAAUCUGAGCCUGAUCUCAAAGAAAAUUUGAUAGAAGAUCGUGACUAUAUUCUCUUACCAGAGCAAGUGUGGAUGGCCUUUCAUAAGUGGUAUGGAGGUGGGCCUGCCUUACCGAGGAAGGUGAUAACGAUGGGUUAUGGCUCACAUGAAGAUUUGGCAGUCGAGGUGUACCCAUUACAAGUGAAUCUAAUUGUCCAGCCGCCCGGGACCAAAGCUGUUCUGAGAUUCAGCAAGAAGGAUACCAUUGGGAAGCUACAGCAAACCGUCUGCGAGCACUUCAAGUUAGAACUUGAAAAUGUUCGCAUCUGGGACUAUUUCAACAAACAGAAGAAUAAGCAACUUACUGAACCCUCGAAGAGCCUCCAAGAAGCAUAUAUUCACAUGAACCAGGAAAUACUCGUAGAAGUACGGAGAAAUGGAAAGUGGCCAGAUAGCAGCAUCUCUUCUACAGGAAAGAGCACUGUAUCCAGCUCCAGUUCCAUCUCUAAUGGAAGUAAUGGUUCGUCAGCGGGAAGAGAAAUGACUGUUCUUUCAGAAAGUCGCAGCAUUGCAAAUGGUCCACCAGCAAGCAAACCAGGAACAAGAAAUGGUACCAAUUCAGGAUAUCCGACGUAUUCCAUGGACAAAGAAAAAGAAUCUGACGGUUGGCUAGGGAGCUCCAGUGGUGCAGCUAGAGCAGGACCAAAGGGUGUCACUGGUCUACAAAAUCUUGGCAACACCUGUUUUAUGAACAGUGCUCUUCAGUGCCUUGUCCAUACACCACCUUUGGCUACAUAUUUCCUACAGGAUUACACUCCCGAAAUAAAUCGCCACAACCCCCUUGGCAUGGAGGGCGAGCUUGCUAUAGCCUUCGGUGAACUCUUGAGAAAGCUAUGGGCACCCGGAAAACAGCCCGUCCCUCCUCGACAGUUCAAGACCAAGCUGGCUCGAUUCGCACCUCAGUUUAGUGGUUACAAUCAGCAUGACUCACAAGAACUGCUAGCAUUUCUCCUCGACGGCUUACAUGAGGACUUGAAUCGAGUUAAGAACAAACCAUAUGUAGAAGCAAAAGAUGCGGACGGUCGACCAGAUAAAGAAGUUGCUACUGAGUACUGGGCAAACCACCGGUCUCGUAACGAUUCUAUUAUCGUUGAUGUGUGUCAGGGACAAUACAAGUCCACACUGGUUUGUCCAACUUGCAGCAAGGUCUCUGUGACGUUCGAUCCUUUUAUGUACUUAUCUUUACCUUUACCUGCUAAGACGACUCGAACCAUGACAGUCACGGUCUUUAGCGGGGAUGGGUCUGCACCUCCCACUUCCUACACAGUGACUGUAUCAAGGCAAGGGAGGUACAAAGACCUAAUCCAGGCGAUUGGCAUUGCCUGCAACUUAGGAAGUGAAGAGCGAUUGAUUCUUGCGGAGCUCUACAAUCAUCGAAUUUUUCGUGUUUUGGACGAGCCUCUUGAGUGGCUAACUGCCAUCCGGGACGACGACCGCAUAGGAGCUUACAGGCUGCCAAAAACUUCCGAAAAAGGGACUCUUUUAUGUUUGCUGCAUCGUCGACUAGAAUCGGAUACGUACACUCCUAAAAAUGCCCCCCAGUGGAAGCUCUUUUCGGCACCUCUUGUAACAAGUCUGCCAGAGGAAGCUCCUACCGGCGCAGAUGUAGUUAAGAUUGUGAAGAAAUUGCUCACACCUAUGGAAAGAUCGGACAGACCGUUGCCCGCCGAGUCCAUGGAUUUGGAGGGAGAGAGGACGGUUGACAAUGCGCCAGAGGAGGACGUAGACAUGGUAGAAGGAGGUGAUUUCGCUAGGAGCGAGACUUCCGCUCUUUGUGGAAAGAAUGGAAAUGGUGAACAAGUUCAGUCUGACUCUCUUGAUGUUACACAGAAACAGCCAGAGUCCUCCUUUCAACUGUGGAUAACAGACGAUAAAGGUACCACAAGGGAAGGGUCCAUCCUUAUGGAUAAACAGAUGCCUCCUGCUGCUAAUUCAGCUCGCGCGACGGCAAAAGUGCGCUAUGUGGCUGUGGACUGGUCUGCAGCUGCUCUGGAACAAGAAUAUGACAUGAGCAAAGUAGAUAUGCCACCGGAGGUGCUGAGGACUGGGUUACCAGCUACUUCGAAAAAGGCUCGUCAGGAAGCUGUCUCGUUGUAUACGUGCUUGGAAGCGUUUUUGAAGGAAGAGCCUUUGGGACCGGAAGACAUGUGGUACUGUCCUCGCUGUAAAGAGCAUCGGCAAGCAAGCAAGAAAUUAGAUUUAUGGCGGCUUCCAGAAAUCCUUGUUGUACAUUUAAAAAGGUUUUCUUAUAGUCGAUACUUGAAAAACAAGCUGGAGACUUUUGUUAACUUCCCGGUUGACGACUUAGAUCUCUCAAAGUAUGUGGCAAGUACUAGUGAGUCACAAGGGCAUGUUUACGAGCUCUACGCAGUUAGCAAUCACUACGGCAGUAUGGGUGGUGGCCACUACACUGCAUAUGUGAAGCUGGUAGACGAGAACAAAUGGUACAAUUUUGAUGAUAGUCACGUGUCUCCAGUGAAUGAGAGUGACAUCAAGACGUCAGCUGCAUAUGUAUUAUUUUACAGACGGAUACGAAGUGAAGAGUCCUCUCUACGGACUGCUGAGGCGCAUUCAGUUGUCACGUCCGUGGGUUCAAAUCAAAAAGACGUAGCUGAUGUAGUAGAUGCAGAUAUGACAGGCGCUUCCUCACACUUCCUUCCUCCUUGAUUUACUUCAACUUUGUAAUUCGUGAAUUUGUGCAAGUAGAGGUGAGGGUUGAGUAUGUGAUGAGGUCAGAGGACCUCACAUUCUUGUUACUUACAAACUAAUUCUUGAUAUGCACUGGAAAUCUUAAUAAAAUUGGGACCAUUUCUCAG